AUGUCUUCUUUAUUCUCGUCGUUUGUGGUACUCCUCGGAGCAUUUGUGCUGCAUCCAGCGAUAACGCGUGCAAACCAAGUCGUCCACAUCCCCGCGCCAACGUGGACGGCAGCGAACUCGACGACAGAUGAGCAACGCAAACUGUGGAUGCCGCUGGCUUAUCAGGAAGACCAGGGGUUCAACACCUCGUCGAACUUCACACAAUGGCAACUGACCAACGGCUUCAAGACUCUCCGCGACUUCAUGGACAACGGCAACUACUCAGUCACGAGUCCGCAACAGAUUCCAGACGAUAACAUCAUGCGCACAUACGGCUACACCCGUGACGGCCCAUGCGAGAUCUGGCUGGACAAUACCCUGGCCUACUCCAGCGUUGACUGUCUGGUGUCGCUGCCUAACAUGACGUACACGCUGGACUACAGCGGGUGCGGCGCGAGCUGCGUCAUGUACUGGUACACUUUGGGAGUCGCUAAACCGGAUCGCGUGUACUCGUGGGAAGUUUACAAGGAGUGCAUCCCCUUGUAUAUGAACGCAACCACGACUACUGCGACAGGUUCCAGUUCGUACGAUGAUACCCCAGGUACUGUGAAACCUGCGAGCUAA
Molecule: messenger RNA, 603 nt
Organism: Phytophthora sojae
Lineage: Eukaryota; Oomycota; Peronosporomycetes; Peronosporales; Peronosporaceae
Exons: 2
Coding region: 1-603 (200 amino acids)
Source: RefSeq, a predicted model, not a curated record